GUUUCAUCUUUCUGACCUAUUCUCCGAUCCAUUCCGCAAAAUGUCAGCAUAUUAAUGUCUUUACAGUCGAUUUGCAAUCACAGAAAAUUUUAGUGGUGAUGCAUUUUUCAGGAAGUUUAGUAGAGUAACAAAAAUUAGUAGUCUUAUAAUUUUGUUGCAAAAUGGAGGCAACACCUAGGAUCUCAACUAUUUGAUUCACAUUUUCAAUUCAAGGUCUUUUGGGUAUGUCAGGCAGUGUUGUCAUAAGCGGGAAUCGGAUUUAAUCGGUGAAGUCACGGAACAGAGAUUAAUCGGUGAUUAAUUGAAUGGAUCGGGAAUUAAUCGGAUAAAUCAGUGAUUAAUCGGAGAUUUAAUCAGUUCGACGAGUUACGGAACAUGGAUUAAUCGAUGACUAAAUGUCAAAGAAUGAGUUUGUCUGAUGCCAUAUAUCUACUUCAAGACACGUGAAAUUACAAAUAUAACCUUUGCCAGCCGCAAAUCAAAAAAGUGCCAUUAUGUAAUUAUACAACAACAGAUCAUGUAUGAAGAUAAACACUCUCAGGCCUAUUUUUGACUGCAGAGAGGACGGGAGGAAGUAAACUCGAAUGAUUUGAGUUUUUAAAGUUGAAGAUAUUUGGAGGCUGGAAGUGAUUAUUAUUGCAGGUGAUUUUCCCAACAAGAUGGAGUCAUGAAAGGUUAUAUUAAAAGGAUCCACUAAAAUAAAACAUAUGGAGAAGUGGAAAAGGCAGCUGCAAUAUUAAUUUGGGUUGCGAUUUUAGGUGAACUUCUUCUGCAAGUUAAAAUCUCUACCAUACUGUGUGUUUUCUGUUGAAUUUUCAGACAAAAUGAAAAGCAGAGGCAUUGGAAUAUAUGAGCUUCAGUUGAGUGAAGUUUUAACGACAAUUAUCUGCAGCACUUUCUAGUAGAGACUUUGAUAAAGUAAGCAAUGGCCUUGAGAUGUUUAUGUGGAUUUUCUGAUGGUGAACUAAUGAGAUCAGAUUGCAAACCUUGCACAAGAUUGAUGAGGCAAACUGCUGGGAUUUUCACUGUUGGAGGAGGGUUAGGGUUUUGGGUUCUCUGCCGCUUGCAGUAUGAUAGAGUGCUGCGAUUAUUACACGAGAUUCGUGAUGAUAUUAGUGAACAAAAUGCAGUAAGGAAUGAACUAUGGGUAACAUUUCCUAGACAAGAGCAAGCUAUUAGUUAUCAAAAAGAACAUAGCAAUGUUUUUAUAUUUAGCUAUCAAGACCAUGUUAAUGGUCAGAGGAGGUUUGUUGUUUCAAGCUAUAAGGAGUUUUGGCGAAGGUACAAGAACAUGAAUCCCAAAUAUCGUCAUCAUUAUGAAGUUAUUCAGGAGGGAUUACCAUGCCACCUUUAUUUUGAUUUGGAAUUCAAUAAGAUCGAAAACUCAAACAACAAUGGUGAGGAAAUGGUUGAUAUACUGUUAUCACUUGUUUUUGAUUUCAUGAAUGAGAAGUAUUCUAUUGAAGGAGAUAAAGAGUUUGUUGUUGAACUUGAUUCGUCAACAGAAGAAAAAUUUUCUCGCCAUAUAAUCAUUUGUUUCCCUAACACUGCUUUUAAGAACAACCGACAUGCUGGUGCAUUUGUUGGUGAGAUUUGCUCAAGGAUACAAAAUGAAAGGGGAAGAGAUGGAAGAUUUGAAAAAUUGUUCAUAUUAAAAGAUAGGAACUCAUCUCAUGUGAAUAAAGAAGUUUUUAUUGAUAGAGCAGUGUAUUCCAGAAAUCGAUGCUUUCGCUUACCAUUGUCUUCAAAAGCACGAAAGACUUCUAUACUUUUACCUACUGGACGUUUUAAGUGCAGGUUAAUGAGUGAGGAAGAUAUGUUUAUGGCAUCUUUGAUCUGCAAAGUGGAUGUUGAUGUUCAAAAGAUUCUUAUAUGUGAAAAGGAUAUUGGUUGUUCAAACACUCUCCAAUUUGCUACACAGGUUCAUGUGAACUUCCAUAAAGAUUAUGGAGUCCCAAGAAAUCUUCUGUCAAAUUCUUGCAUAAUUGAUUCGUCAAGAAUAUUUCAGACAGGGAGAUCACUAUUUCCACUAUUGGAUAUGUUUGUAGAAUCUGUUGCCUCCUUAGGAAAUAUAUCAGGAAAAAUUCACAGUUGGCAUUGGUUUUCAGAGUAUGGUAUAAUGGUGUAUAAUAUGUCAAAAAAUAGAUACUGUGAGAGAAUUGGUAGACAACACAAAAGCAAUCAUGUUAUAUAUGUUGUUGAUCUAAGAAGAGCUAGUUAUUAUCAAAAAUGUCAUGAUCCAGAUUGCAGAGGUUAUCGCUCUCCACUACGUCCAGUUCCUGAAGAAAUUGUACCUGACACAACUGUAUUUUUUGAGGGUGUUAAGCGUCACAAAAUUUAUGAGAAUAAUGUUGAUAACAAGACGAUAGACAGUGUGGAUAGCUGCUUGAAAGAUGGUUGGUGGUUGGAAGCUGUAAAAUUUGCCGAAAAAGUUGAGAAAAAGACACUAGAUUUCGAUGUAGUAUCUUGAAUCAAAAUAUGUAUAGAAGCAAUACUUUUUGCUAAUGUAAAUAUGCUUGAAAUAGUAUGUAAAUAUUUGUGUUUGUGUCACAUAUUGAAGAAAUUGUGUAAUUUGUGUUCGAAACAAAUGUAAAUUUUGAUUUUUUAUGUA
Daucus carota subsp. sativus is the source of this 2611-nucleotide messenger RNA. RefSeq lists its product as uncharacterized. Gene Ontology annotation, biological process: mitochondrial DNA replication; error-prone translesion synthesis; response to UV. The transcript has 15 exons. Bases 926 to 2470 code for a protein of 514 amino acids. NCBI's taxonomy places the organism in Eukaryota, Viridiplantae, Streptophyta, Magnoliopsida, Apiales, Apiaceae. Gene Ontology annotation, cellular component: mitochondrial matrix; nucleus. Gene Ontology annotation, molecular function: chromatin binding; DNA-directed DNA polymerase activity. The record is from RefSeq and is a predicted model, not a curated record.